Messenger RNA from Pediculus humanus corporis (human body louse), 450 nucleotides. RefSeq lists its product as uncharacterized. The coding region runs from base 1 to 450 and encodes 149 amino acids. NCBI's taxonomy places the organism in Eukaryota, Metazoa, Arthropoda, Insecta, Psocodea, Pediculidae. The transcript has 2 exons. The record is from RefSeq and is a predicted model, not a curated record.
AUGGAGCAUUAUCGAGAAAUCGAAGCAAUCAGAAGGCCUGGAUCCCCACAACUCGACGUGACAAAAGUCAGAGGAUCAUGGCGUGAUUACCUUGAUCCUAUAGAUUAUUCGGAUAUUGAUGAAAUCGAAAGUGAUUUUUUAGAAUUUAAUCAUUUCGAAUCGUAUGAAGACGAUGAAGAAUUCAUCAUGGACUCAUUCGAUUUCGAACCAUUUUCCGAUACUUGCGGAGAAUGUGAUAACGAAGGAGAAGAAACGGAUACGGAUAUGGAAGGUUUGGAUUUAACACUUUUCGAACCCAUCAAAUCAUCGGAUAAAUGUAAACAUAAUUGUUGUUGUUCUUGCAUUAAUAACGCCGUCAAAGGUGAUUGCGGGUAUCUUUUGAUAUCCGUACCAGUGAUUAAAUCCGAAACCUACAUCGGUGAAAAGGAAAAUUUAAAUUAUGAUAAGUGA